Molecule: messenger RNA, 2109 nt
Organism: Penicillium taxi
Lineage: Eukaryota; Fungi; Ascomycota; Eurotiomycetes; Eurotiales; Aspergillaceae
Product: DNA damage response protein RcaA
Exons: 5
Coding region: 1-2109 (702 amino acids)
Biological process (GO): double-strand break repair via homologous recombination; mitotic G2 DNA damage checkpoint signaling
Cellular component (GO): Mre11 complex
Molecular function (GO): damaged DNA binding; protein binding
Source: RefSeq, a predicted model, not a curated record
AUGUGGGUUCUCGAUUCGACAGGAGAUUGCCUCGGUGGGAGGCGCCUAUGGUUGCGUCCGGGCAAAAAGUACCUAUUCGGUCGGCUUUCUCAGGGUGGAGUUGAUCAUGCUAUUUCCCACGCUUCAGUAUCAGGGAAGCAUAUGACGAUCGAAGUGUCGCCAGUAGUACUUCGUGAUGGAACACGCACCCAUGCAAGAACGAAGCUCACGGUGACCGACCUGAACUCGAAAUGUGGAACAACUGUGGAUGGUGAUCUUUUGAAGGGAGACGAGCGGGUGCUGAUUGGCGAUGACCACAAGCUGAUCGUAGGGCGGUGUCCAGGCCCUCUACGGAUCACUUGGGAGCCAGUGGUACUUAGCUUCUCCUUCUCGUCUAAAGAGAUGAAAGCAGAAGAUCCAUUGGUCAAAGUUCGAUCUCGGUUGGAAGAUUUGGAUAUUAAGACCGUCAUUCCAUACCUUGUUGACCAUACAACACACGUGGUUCAAAGCAAACGAAACACAGCCAAAGGUUUGCAAGCCUUGAUCAACGGCAAGUAUAUCGUUUGCUAUUCUUUCAUCGACGCGUUGGUCCAUGCCACAACGCCCAGUGACAACCAUACGGGACUAUCUCCAUUGGAGACCGAUUUCGAAUCUGCAUGGCCAGAUGCAAAUGAAUAUAUUCCACCUGCCGGUAAUGAGCCAAUCAGUCGCCCCGCUGGUGCAUUUUCUCCCAAUUCUUCACGCGUGAAUGUGUUUGAGGAAUACACGUUUGUUUUCGGAGAUGCCGCUCAGUUCGAAAAUUUACAAGCCGCGAUCAACAAUGGUCAAGGAAAAGCAUUAUUCUACGAAGUCAAAUAUGGUGUGACUGUUGCGGCGGAUAUCGUUCGAUUCAUGACAGAAGCUUCUGGUCAUAAGGGAGUUGGUGGCGAGCGAGAUGGCCCUGGUGGUGUUGUACUCGUUCGCUUCCGAUCCAAGGGUGAACACGAGUCCUGGUCUAUUGAGGUGGGCAAUGAAGUUGCACUAAUGACUGAUCAGCGCGUAAUUGAACAAAGUGAGUUUUUGGAUGCUAUCUUAGGGAAUGAUGCAUCGCCUCUUUGCCGCCGACUGCCCCGGGAGGAAGUAUCAAGUCAAGUUUCUGUCACUGCUGAAAGUGAGCAACAGCCCAGUAUUAUCACGAGCAAUCCUGCCUCACCACCUUCUCCACCGGUUCGCGAGACCCAAAAGUCAAAAGGAACUAGAGCCCGCAAAUUCGUUAGCAAGAUGAAGACCUUUGAUGAUGGCUUCGACAUGGACUCUGUUCCAGUGUAUAAUACUCCAGGAAAUGAUGACCCUAUUUCACAAAUGGAGUACGAGCCCGAGCCAUCUCAGGCUAAUCAGCCUCUCGCAACGAAGGAUGAUAACGAAGAAACUGAAGAAGAUAUAAUGGCAGAUUUGCUGCCCGGUACACGAGCAAUGAAACGUCGGCGUGCGGAAAUGGGCGACACACCUCAUGAGAAUCAUCCUACUGUGGUACCCGAGGCACCAAAGCGGAAACGUGUGAAGCUGGAUGUGCUCGAAGCCGCACGAAAACAUCGCGAAGAAGAGGAACAGCAGCGGCUUGCGGAAGAAAACCCUCGACUCUCCCACGAUGUCGAUAUUGAAGGCUUGAAGAAUCUCGCUAUCAUUGAGGAGAUGGAAAUUCCUGUCAGGGAUCCGCCUGUUCGAGAAGAAAAUAUUAUUUCCGACCGAUGGGACAAGCGAUGGAACGGCCGCAAGAAUUAUAAGAGAUUUAGACGGAAGGGAGGACUACAGCAUGAACGUCAGCGUGUACAGAGCGUGAUUGUCCCGCUGGAAGCAGUCACUCGCAAGUCCUUUGGCAUCGGGGAGCACUAUUGGGUUAGCAAUAGUAAUCAAGCAUCACCUGAAAGACAAGAAUCUUCUCUGUCAAGAGCCGCGUCAAGAGCUGUGUCAAGAGUGCCUGAAACUCAAGUCUCCGAACUUUCUACUACAUCUCGAUCACAGCCAUCAGUGGCUCUUACCGACUCCCAAGAUACUGUGCCGCCUUCUCGCAAACAAAAGAAACGGCCUCGGGAGUCUCGUGACUCUGAUAGCGAAGAAGAGCUUCAAUUCCGCUUCAGACGCAAGCGCUAA